UCAUGAAUUACACGUUCAACAAUGUUUGCUAGCCAAAAAUAGUAGGCGAUUGAGAUGAUGGAGGAAACUGUGGUAAGCAAUCAUCAAUGUCCGGCAGGUCUGAUGAAUUUAAAAUAGAAAUGGUCUACAUAUAAUUCUGAUAGAGUAUUGGAUUAAGAGUUGUUUGCUGUUUACCAGGAUGAUUGUUAAUUCUAUCUUAUAUAAAUCAAGUAUCUUGAAAGUUGCUCGAAACUUUUCAACAUCCACUCAGUUCUCCCCAAGAAUCAUAAAACAAGAGAAACCAAUUUUGACUGAAGAGUUGUGUAAUCAGUUUUUAGAUAAAAACCCAGAUUUAUUAACCUUAAGGAAGCUUCACUCAAAGAUCAUAGUUGAUGAUCAAUUGAAUUCGAAUUCAUCUUUGGGUCUUAAACUGAUGAGAGCUUACUCUGCUUGUAAACAACCAGCAAUUACCCGUCAACUGUUCGAUGAAAUUCCUGAUAGAAAUGUUGUUUUCUUUAAUGUCAUGAUCAGAAGUUAUGUUAACAAUCAUCGCUUUCAAGACGCUAUUUUUGUUUAUAAGAACAUAUCUAGUCAUGGAAUUCAUCCUGAUAAUUACACAUAUCCUUGUGUGCUGAAAACUUGUUCUUGCUCGAGUAAUUUAGGGGUUGGGAUUCAGAUACAUGGUGCUGUUAUAAAAGCUGGGUUAGAUUCAAAUCUGUUUGUUGGGAAUGGCUUAAUUGCAAUGUACGGUAAAUGUGAUGCUGUUCUUGAAGCAAGGAUGGUUCUUGAUGGUAUGAAUCAAAGAGAUGUUGUUUCUUGGAAUUCUAUGGUUGCUGGGUAUGCCCAAAAUGGGCGGUUCAAUGAAGCGCUGGAAAUCUGUAAAGAAAUGAAGUUGGAAAGACUAAGGCCUGAUGCUGGAACUAUGGCUAGUCUCUCACCAGCUAUAACAAGUACUUCACCUGAAAAUAUUUCUUUCGUUAAGGCAAUGUUUGAUGAAAUGUCAGAUAAAGGUUUGGUUUCUUGGAAUGUGAUGAUAGCCGUAUAUGUGAAUAAUUCGAUGCCUAAUGAUGCUAUCGAGCUUUAUUCGCAGAUGGAAAUUCACGGAAUAGAACCUAAUGUUGUUACUCUUGCUACUAUUCUUCCUGCUUGUGGGGAUUUAUCAGCUUUCAUGCAAGGAAAAAAGAUUCAUGAGUAUGUUGUCCGAAAAAAACUUGCUCCAAAUUUGGUCCUGGAGAAUGCUUUAAUUGAUAUGUAUGCUAAAUGUGGGUGUUUAGUAGAAGCGAGAAAAAUAUUUGAUGAGAUGAGAAACCGGGAUAUUGUUACAUGGACUUCCCUGAUUUCUGCUUAUGGUAUGAGCGGCCAAGGUCGUGAUGCGGUUGAUCUUUUCUCAAAAAUGCUGGAAUCCGGUUUGAUUCCAGAUCAAAUUGCAUUCGUCUCUGUCUUGUCUGCCUGCAGCCAUUCAGGUUUAUUGACUGAGGGUCGGCAUUACUAUAAAGUGAUGACCGAUGAAUACAAAAUAGUCCCAAGAAUAGAGCAUUUUUCAUGUAUGGUUGAUCUUUUAGGUCGUGCAGGGAAUAUCGAUGAAGCUUAUGAUUUUGUCAAGCAGAUGCCACUUGAACCAAAUGAGAGAAUUUGGGGCGCUUUAUUAAGUGCUUGCAGAGUUCACUCCAAUAUGGAGAUUGGGCUAGUUGCUGCGGAUCGUCUUUUCCAGUUGUCUCCUGAGCAGGCUGGAUAUUAUGUGUUGUUAUCCAACAUAUAUGCAAAAGCUGGUAGAUUUGAAGAUGUUACAACUGUUCGGUCGAUCAUGCAGAGCAAAGGAAUCCAGAAGCUGCCUGGUUGCAGCGAUGUUGAGCUUGGUAAUAAAGUUUAUAGUUUUCUAGUUGGAGAUCGCUCUCAUCUGCAAUCAGAACAAAUUUAUGCCGAGUUAGAUGUAUUAUUUGGUAAAAUGAAAGAACUAGGGUAUGUUCCUGAGACUGAUUCUGCUCUCCAUGAUGUGGAGGAGGAAGAAAAAGAAGGCCAUUUAGCAAUCCAUAGUGAGAAGUUAGCUAUUGUUUUUGCUUUGAUAAAUACGGAGCCAGGAACACCUAUCAGGAUUACCAAGAACCUACGCAUUUGUGGCGAUUGUCAUAUUGCCGCUAAGCUUAUCUCUAAGAUCACUGAAAGGGAAAUCAUUGUGCGUGACACUAAUCGUUUUCACCACUUCCGAUUUGGGGAAUGCUCUUGUGGGGAUUACUGGUAAACCUUUAUGGAUAGGUACCCAAAUGUCAUGGUCUGAAGUCUUCAUUGCCUACUUGGACGCUGCUACCACACUUCGACACAAGACGUUUUCCCAAUUUUCGUGAUUGAGCAAUGCUUCAUUGAGAUAGAGACUAAUCUACAGUGCUCAAGGAGGUGACAGAGAGGUUUAGCAUCGAUUUGAAAUUUUCUACCAAGUCUCAAUUUUUCUUCAAUUCCGGAUGAUAAUCUGUAAGCUGCAAUGACAACCCACACAGCUGUGGCACAGGCUGCUGAACAUGAAACGUCACUCAUGAGCUCACCCUAUGAAUGUCAAGUUGUAUAUAUAUAUAUCAUUUCUCUGCUUGUCCUCCAUCAGAGAGGGACACCCAUUUUUGUGUCUCAAGGCUGAUGCGUCAUAUUUACACACAAGGGGCACGCGUAUGCGCACAACGACCACCUUUAUUGUUUUUUUUUGUCUGUCCGUUAAGCUAUAAAAAUGUAAACCACAUCCGUUUGAUAUUCUUGAGAAGAUAUUCCUUCAUUUAAAGACAAAGAGCAAGAGGGGUAGUAAGGGGAGGAUUCUUGAUAGAUGAAUAACCAAUCAGAGCA
This is a messenger RNA of Papaver somniferum (opium poppy), 2805 nucleotides long. Its product is annotated as putative pentatricopeptide repeat-containing protein At3g49142. The record is from RefSeq and is a predicted model, not a curated record. Lineage: Eukaryota; Viridiplantae; Streptophyta; Magnoliopsida; Ranunculales; Papaveraceae. Gene Ontology annotation, molecular function: protein binding; zinc ion binding; RNA binding. The transcript has a single exon. Bases 179 to 2218 code for a protein of 679 amino acids. Gene Ontology annotation, biological process: RNA modification.